Messenger RNA from Rhopalosiphum maidis (corn leaf aphid), 2093 nucleotides. RefSeq names its product tektin-1-like. Gene Ontology annotation, cellular component: nucleus; microtubule cytoskeleton. The coding region runs from base 246 to 1469 and encodes 407 amino acids. Gene Ontology annotation, biological process: cilium movement involved in cell motility; cilium assembly. Lineage: Eukaryota; Metazoa; Arthropoda; Insecta; Hemiptera; Aphididae. The record is from RefSeq and is a predicted model, not a curated record. The transcript has 4 exons.
UUCUAUUUAUACAUUAAGAACAGAUGUACAUUUCUAUAUUUUUUACUUUCCUAAUUUAUAUAAUAAAAUCAAUAUACUCCCUCCUUAGUUCUCAUCCUUAUAACCAUAGUAACUAUUGUAAACAAAGCAAUAUACUGUAUCUGACAUCAGCUUGUUUCACUCGAACAAUAAAAGAAAAGAAUAAAAUAAAAAAUAUACUUAUCUUAUUUAUUUAGUUUUUAAGUCAUAUCAUCAUCAUUUUCAAUAUGAGUUGUAAUAAUUAUUACAAUGUAUAUAAUUUUAAUUAUCAUACGCCUACAGAGUGGCGAUAUAACAGUGAACAAGAAAUCACAGCAGCGGAAGAACAACGAGAAUUGGCCCAAAGGUUAACACUUGAAGCUGAUCGGUUAUUUGGCCAAGCUAAGGAUUCUGUAAUAAAAAAUAAAUUGGACAUUGACUACCAGUCUAAGGUGAUAAUCAAGGAUAUAGAGUACAAAUGUAAGGAAAUCGAAAAACAGAAAAACGAUCUGGAUGAAGAAAUUUGUUUGCUGUUGGGCUAUCAGGUGCGCAUUGACAAUGCCAACAAAUUGCUUGUCGGUGACGCGCUUGACGCUAUUGCUGAGUGUCUUAGAUUGAGAAAUUCUCGUCAGAGCAUAGAUUUGGUGUUUGACGAUGUCGAGAAAGAACUGUUACGAGAACGCGAACUGAUCUUGGGCAUCAACGAUAAACUUCAAGAUUUACAAGAUAAGGUCGUGCUACAGAUCAGGAAACUGAGAAAAUUCGUUUACAACUUAUCUGUAGAUUUUCAUUGUAAGAAAAAUGCGUUAAAAAUUGAAGAGCAAAACAAAAAUCUCAACGAAAACAUUGUUAAGAAAUCGAUUUUGAACAAUAAAAACAUAUUCAAACCUGCUACGAUUUCGACCACAGAAUGGGAUCAAUUCACAUUAGACAUAAUUUCGGCAGCUAAUAAAGUACUUGUGGAUGGACGACCCAUUCGUGCAUUUUUUGACAAGUGUCUGAAUAAAAUGUUUAAGGACUUGGUAGGCCAAUCGGCCGCAGUCGACUUAGCAUUUAAAUUGCGAGUGGAAGAAUACCUUGAAGUGAUUGAAAAAUUGAACAAACAAAGAGUCGAAACGAUCAAAAAUAUCGAAGAAGUACAAGAAACAAUCGAAAAAUUAAAAAAAGCUAUCGACGACAGGGAGGCAUGCUUAGCACUAGCUCACACGCGGUUGUUGAACCGGACACGCAGAGAAGGCGUCGAACUGUGCCGGGAUGAGCUGGAAUUGAGGUUGUUUGACGAGGUGGUUCAACUGGAAAACGACGUGAAAAGUCUGCAAAGUAUGAUGGCCGAAUCUGUGGAAUGCCGUAGACGUCUUAAACAGUCCACCGCCCGUAUUGAUGUGCAGCUGCAAGUCAAACAAAAUUCGUUCCGUAUCGAUAACGAGUUGUGUACCGAGCAACGGAAACGCGUCAACUACCGAGCUUUUUAAAGUACUCGUCGGACACGGAUCUAUACACUCAGAAAAAAAUUUCAUUUAAUUAAUGAAAAACGCAUUUAAAUCAAUGAAAAACUGGUAUGAUUUUGAUCCAAUGAAGUUAACUCAUUAUAUCCAGGUUAUUGAUUUCAUUGAAUUAAUGAAGCUCAUAAUUCUUGAAAAAUAAUAAAUUUUCCAUUAAAUUAAUUAUGACUAUAAACAAUUUAAAGAAAUUAUUUCUUUCAUAGUAAGAAAUCAUAUAAUAGAAACAAAUAUUAAUUGUAAUAAGAUUAAUACUACCACCUUUAAAUUAUAACCUUAAUAUUUUUAAACCAAAGAUGUAAUGUACUAGAUAAAAGUAAAUUUUCCUUCAAUAUAAUGAUUUUUUUUUUAAAGAAUGCAAAAAAUUCGAGCACCAUGUUCUUAUUAGGUACUAUUGCACCUACCUAUGCUUGGAAACCUAGCGCUAACACCUAUCGACUACAAUUUGAAUUGAUAUUUGAUGCCAAAUCUUAAGCAUUUAAGCCGUUAUUUCUGAGCUGCUUUUUUUAUUUUACGUUAAACAUUGUUUAGCUAUGCCUAUGCGAUUAGUAUAAUUCAUGUGUUAUUAAACUUGGAUAUUCUUAUUAAUUGUCUUUU